AUGCCGGUCACAGGGGGGGCUAAGCCCCGGCUUUGCUGCGCGCUGCGGAAUAAGAGGCUCUCGCACACGGAGCGGUGUCGGGAACGGGCCGGAGCGGGGCCCUCGUGUCCCCGCAGCAUCAAGGCCAUCGAGAGCUCGAGCAAGGAGGACGACACCACGUGGCUCACGUACUGGGUGGUCUACGGCGUCUUCAGCGUCGCCGAGUUCUUCUCCGACACCUUCCUCUACUGGUUCCCCUUCUACUACGCGGGGAAGUGCGUGUUCCUGCUGUGGUGCAUGGCGCCCGGGCGCUGCAGCGGCGCCCAGCUGCUCUACCAGCGCCUCAUCCGGCCCUGCUUCCUCAAGCACCACCGCGCGCUGGACGCCGCGCUCGGCGCCCUGGGCACCCGCGCGCUCGACGCCGCCACCAUCGUCACCCGCGAAG
Messenger RNA from Tinamus guttatus (white-throated tinamou), 424 nucleotides. The record is from RefSeq and is a predicted model, not a curated record. NCBI's taxonomy places the organism in Eukaryota, Metazoa, Chordata, Aves, Tinamiformes, Tinamidae.